AUGUCAGAGAUUCCUAUUCAUAUUCGACACUGGAUUUUGUAUGAGUUCCAAUUAGGGAACAAUGCAAGUGCUGCUGCCCGCAAUAUAUGUGCUGCACUUGGUGAAGGUGCUGUUGCUGAUCGAACGUGUCGUGAUUGGUUUAAAAGAUUUCGUGAAGGUGACAUGUCAUUAGAAGAUCGUCCGAGAUCUGGACGUCCUAUCGAAUCUGAUAUUGAACGAUUAAAGGUCCUGAUCGAAGACAAUCCACGAUUAACCACUCUUUAUGGUCAAUUAGAUACGAAGAAUGUUCGAUCAAUAUCUAGUGGACUUUCAUUUGGAAUGUGUCAUGGUUAUUGUCAACGAUCAAUCAAUAUAACAUCAAAUCCAAUAAAAUUAAUUGCAUCAAAAGAACCAAACUUUGAUCAAAAACUUUUUCCUCCAGUUAAACAAGAAUUUCCAUUUUCAACAAAUCAAUAUGAAGAACUUAUUUCUCUCGUUGACUUGAAUACAUUUACAACAUUGCUUGAUACAUAUGGAUGUCCUGGCUGUGCUGACGGUGGAAUCGAAUGGAUUCAAGUUGAUUGGACAGAUGGUACUAAACGCGUAACAUUCGAAAGCAGACGUUUAGUCAAAGGAAUUGAAGGACUUGUUGUGAAACUUCGAGAAAUGAGAGAAGAAUAUGUUGCUCAACUUUAA
Messenger RNA from Rotaria sordida, 675 nucleotides. The record is from the annotation of a GenBank genome assembly. Lineage: Eukaryota; Metazoa; Rotifera; Eurotatoria; Philodinida; Philodinidae.